Penicillium odoratum is the source of this 3633-nucleotide messenger RNA. RefSeq names its product putative histone deacetylase complex subunit (Hos4). Gene Ontology annotation, molecular function: protein binding. NCBI's taxonomy places the organism in Eukaryota, Fungi, Ascomycota, Eurotiomycetes, Eurotiales, Aspergillaceae. The transcript has 2 exons. The record is from RefSeq and is a predicted model, not a curated record. The coding region runs from base 1 to 3633 and encodes 1210 amino acids.
AUGAGUGAUGUCGAGGCUGUCUCACUACCCACUACCCUGGAUGUUGGUGCAAAUACGCUGGCGGCCGUGAAGGCAGACGCCCCGGGAUCCCCUAGGAAGUCGACUUCACCUCCACGACACGCCAGUUUGGCAUCAAAUCUGGGGGUACUAGAGGAUGAUGAACAGGGACCUCCAAGUCCCAAGGCCGACUCGGAGGCGGAAACUAUAAUUCAAUCCGGACGAGAGUCGCUAUCCCCCGAAAAGAAACGAAAGCACAUUUGCCAUGAUCCCAUACGCCAGGCCAUCGACAGAGUCGACGGGGUCGACGCCAUUCAGCGAAAGAAACCGCGUAUCAAUGGUGAAGGGAGGCAUUCGGUCUCCCGGUCGCCCAGUCCCUCGGAGCGUGCUGGAUCGCCCCCGUCGGUCGUCAAGAUCGAGAAAUUCGAAGAUCCUUUGUCUGUACCACGAAACGUGUUGGAUGACGCCUGUGUGAACCAGGACAAGCCGCGAAUCUACCGCAAGAGGAGCUUCAGUGAUAGCGUAGACGAAAAAGGCGAGCGUCGCCGUGGCUCGCACGUUGAUCUUAAACAUGCCAAUCAUCUUCACCUUCCCCAUCCCCAAAAUACCCGCUCUGUCUCCCCGUCUCGCCCCUCGCAUCAACGCUCCGCAUCGGGCUCUCAAAUCCACUCUAAGAAAAAGGCCCCUACCCCUCACCUUACUGGUUUCCAGCGACAAACCUCGGAAGACCGCCAGUCCACAUCGUCAUCGGCGAGUGGUUCUCCGUUACCAAGUGCUCACUUGCGCCGGCUGGGCUCCGGGGUGGGUGCUUCGGCCUCCCCCGCGAAACAAAUGGGACCAAAGAAGCUUCGCGACAAGAGUGGUCGGACUCCACUCGCCAGAGCAUGCGCCGAUCGCAAGCACGAUCAAGUGGUCAUGCGCUUUGGUGAACGCCCGGAAGAUCUGGAUGUCGCCGAUAAUGCCGGAAAUACGCCUUUGCAGAUUGCUUCCCUCAAUGGAGAGGCUUCGAUUGUCAAGUUCUUGCUGGAUUCAGGUUGUGAUAUAAAUGUUAAAAACCUUGAAAAGGACACCCCUUUGAUCGACGCGGUGGAAAAUGGUCAUGUGGAAGUGGUUAAAUACUUGCUCGAAGCAGGCGCAAAUCCUCGGACCGUCAACGCCUCUGGAGAAGAACCAUACGAAUUAGUAUCAACCGAUUUGAACGACGACGAGUAUGAAGAGAUCAAGAAGGCGCUUGCAGAUGCAAAGGCCAAUGCACGGCCGGGCCGUCGAUCGGAAGAGCGAUUCGGUUCAGAUAGCAAAGCUCCAUCGUCUCGACGAGCAUCUGCUGCUAGUCAAUCGCGAAGUCCCCCACCGUUGGGUAGUGCCGCCGCUGGUCGUCGCAAGACUGGCCGGAGCGAAGCGACAAGAAAUGAUCUGUUAUGGACACAGCCGACCCCGGAGAAUCUCAUGAAUUUUGCUGCUAAGGGCGAUGAGAUGGGGGUGGUGAGCAUUUUAAAUGUUCUGCAGAAAGCGGACAAUGCAUCCUUGAUUGCUGCUGCGAAAGGGGGGCACCAUGACGUAUUAUCGCUCAUGUAUGCGAUGGGAAAUGCAGAAGCUGAUCCAAAUCCUCUACGCGGUGCGGGGCUCAAGCAAGGCUACAACACGCCGAUGCUAGCUGCGAUAGGCAGAGGCAACACCAGUGUUAUCAACCUCAUUCUCAGCCAACCAGGCUUCAAUCCUACCCGCCGUUUAUUUGAAGACCGAACCUAUUUCGAGCUUGCUCGAUCUCGCCAAGGUGAGAACUGGGAAGACGAAUACGACAUUCUCAAAGCAGCCUACGAGAAAUAUCCAGGAAGCAACAAAGGCCGCAAAGCUGUCUCCUCACCCCGCCAAUCGCGCAAGGAGAAGGAGGAGAAACGAUCCGCCCGAAGAGAUUCAUCCUCCCCCGUGGCCCGCCCAAAGAAGCCCACCGAUAGUCCCACCCGCAAACCUCGCCCUCAAAAGGACAUGGACUCGCUGAAGGAGAUAAAGGAGAUUAAGGAGAAGCGACGCGAGAAGGAACGAACUGGGCUGAUCAGCGCUCGUGCCAAGCUGAAUCGUGACGCGAAUGAGAAGGCGCUUGCAUCUGACCCUGACUCAACCCAACCCGAUUCCGCGAAACAGAGACCCUCAGUCUCAGCGCGCAAGGACAGCGAGUCUAGUGGUGCGAUUCGGACCGAUGAAAUCCGCAAACGCCGACUCAUUGCCGGCCGACGCCCCCAGGAGCGUGAUCGCCGCCCUAGUCUCUUUUCAUCUGAUUCUCUCUCUGGUCGCGAAGAAACCCCCAAGUCGCGCAAUGAUGCUGCACCCGAUACCAACACCACCCUUAAGCGCAUCCGAACCGAAGCCUCCCCCGAAAGAUCUCGCUCACGAGGUGCAGACGGCGACCGGCUUUCACCCGAGUCUCGAAAACAGAAGAAACGACGUGUCCUGGCUGAUGACAAGUUACCGAAUAUUCCUAACGGUCAGCAUCGCAAACCCGAGGAUACAGCUGACGCCGAAAAGGCCAAACAUCGCCGACCUCAAGAGGAUGGAAACGAAGGCCCCGUUCGUAGACCUCUCGAGACUAAGAAGCCAGAGCCUGUCUCGAAACCUGUCAAGGAAGAUUCUACUCGCAAGAAUGGCGGUGUAAAGUCUGAGCCAUCUGAGCCAGCCGACAAACCUGCGGUGGAUGUUUCUGUCGAGGAGAAACGGGCUGAACUUGAGGCUGAGAAACGGCGUCAAAUUGAGGCUAAAAAGGCCGAAGAAGAGCGCCUUGCCGAAGAAAAGCGUCUUGCGGAAGAAGCCGAGCGUGAACGCCUCGCCCAGGAAGAAGCAGAUCGAGCUGCCAAAGCUGCGCAAACUGCACGCGAAAAGGCCGAGGAGGAUGAGCGCAAACACAAGGAAGCCGAACAACGCCGAGCCAAACAAGCUGAAGAUGAACGACAGAAGCGGCUUGAACAGGAGCGAGCUCGCAUUAUGAAGAUGCGCCGUGACCAGGAGCUUCAGGAGCAACGUCGCCGUGAUGCUCUUCCUGGUCGUCUUCGUAUCUCUGCGAAUCUGGUUGGCUCCAAUGACCGUUAUAGCAAAAACCGCGACUGGCUUCAGAAAUUCACUCCUCUGGUUACCGUGCUCACUCGGCAGCUUGAACCUACUUGUGCUGUGGAUGUGGCGGACGAAAGAUGGAUUCCGAACUACUUGGUUGCGCCUUUGCUCGCUACUAACGACCUUCAAUUGUCGCAGUAUGCUAGCUGGGAGAAACGCAAGGCCACUCCGACGCAGCGUAUCAAUCUCUGGCGAUGCACUCGUCGACACUUGGUUCACACAGAUGACCCCAAGUACCGCAAUGCAUCGUUUGGAGAUAUUAUGCAGCUAGAUUCGGAGACGGAGCCCAAGUAUUUCGGAAUGGAACAUGUGUUCUGGAUCAGGCUUUCUGAUUUCAUGGACCUCGUCCCCCAUAUCCCUCAUCUGAAUGGACUCAGACUCGACGACUUCCUCACAAUGCACAUCGAUCCAGAGCCUUCGGCUGCAUCUACUACUUCUCAACUCAACGGUCACACCCCGACAUCCUUUGCUGAAACCAACGGCAACGUGUUACCGAACGGUCAUGGCUAUCCCCGGGCCGGUACAUAUUUCUAG